This is a messenger RNA of Hymenoscyphus albidus, 806 nucleotides long. NCBI's taxonomy places the organism in Eukaryota, Fungi, Ascomycota, Leotiomycetes, Helotiales, Helotiaceae. The record is from the annotation of a GenBank genome assembly.
AUGGAACUCGUAGACAGGUCGAGUGAAUACUGGAAUUCUCACAUGUGAUUUUAGAUCACACCUGUAUCCACGUAUCCACAUAUACUGGAGAUAGCCUCGUAUCCUACAAUACAACUCCCAUUCUUGACCCGAUUUUGACCCCAUCAUUAUUUACUGGUGACCUACGCAGAGUUCUAGUCAGGGACCCGGAUAUCGAGCGUAUUUUGGACGACAAUGACGACAAUAUGCAAGUAUCUGCUACCGAUUUCAGCUUGUUCAAGAGGAAGUUCUUUAUGUACUAUCCAGACAAUAUCGAUAGCAAUUUCGAUGUCGAGACUUUGAUAGACAAGGAUUACACCCCUCAGCCUGUUCCUGUCGAAACCACUGAAUCCGUACAAUUGUUAGUUUUUGAACCUGUCGAAUCUACUGCUACCGAAUUUCCUGUUCAACAGACCGAUCAGCCAUGCCCUAUGGAAUCUACACCUAUUUGUGCUGUUUCUGCUGAAUGGCCUGUUUCUGUUGAAGCGCCUGAAUCUGCACCUCCUGGAUCACCUCAAUUGUCAGCUUGCGAAUCCCCACCUGACGAGUCUCCUGUUCAACAGAUCGAUCAGCCAUGCCCCAUAGAGUGUACACCUAUUUGUGCUUCCGAAUCACCUCGAUUGCCAGCUUGCGAAUCCCUACCUGCCAAGUCUCCUGUACCUACCGAGUCCCCUCGAUCACUUGAAUCAACUGUUGCUACUGCUCUGUUUUGUACGCUAUUCUCAAAUCGGCAUGUGCCUAUUGGAAUGGAAUUGCUUGCUCUUGUUUCUAAGGGGGGAGGGGGAUAA